AUGGCGGGCCAAGUUAUGGCUGACGCUGUUCAUUCGCUUCUUCGGAGAGCUGCGGAUUAUGAUAUCGAUCCCGAUGAUGGAGAUGCGCCAGAAGCCGGCACCAAGGAGUUCUUCAGCUCCUGGGCGCUGUUCAUAAUGAUUACCUUGCUGAUGCUUGCUCUUUUCACGAGUUACAUCCUGCAGCAGCGGAAGAUCGAGGCAGUCCACGAAACAGUUCUGUCUAUCUUUGGGGGUAUGUUCGUCGGAUUGAUCAUUCGACUGACCGACUCACCCAUUACAAACUUCGUUGCCUUCGACUACCAAUUCUUCUUCAAUCUACUCCUUCCGCCAAUUAUCCUAGCCUCAGGAUACGAAUUACACCAAGCGAAUUUCUUCCGGAACAUCGGGACAAUUCUUACCUUUGCGUUUGCGGGAACCUUUAUCUCGGCUCUUGUUCUUGGGCUAGUCUUGUUCGCCUGGACAAGAAUUCCGUUAGAUGGGUUCAGUAUCAGCUUUGUCGAGGCCAUUUCCGUGGGUGCUACGUUGUCUGCAACUGACCCGGUGACCAUCCUCGCCAUCUUCAACCUCUACAAGGUGGAGCCGAAGCUAUACACCGUCAUCUUUGGCGAGUCGAUAUUGAAUGAUGCCAUUGCAAUCGUCCUGUUCGAGACAGCGCAGAAGUACGCCGAGAGUGACGCAGGUUCUUUAUCCAUCCUCAAUCUAUUCGAGGCUAUUGGUCUGUUCCUGCUGGUCUUUUUUGGUAGUAUGCUGGUGGGCGUAAUUGUAGGGAUUAUGACGGCCCUAGGUCUUAAAUACACUCAUGUCCGUCGCCAGCCCAAGAUCGAGAGUUGCUUGAUUGUACUCAUAGCGUACGCGAGCUACUUCUUUUCCAACGGCGUCCUGCUAUCAGUCUCAGGAAUCGUGUCGCUCUUAUUCUGCGGUAUCACUUUGAAGCAUUAUGCUUACUACAAUAUGUCUCGUCGGACACAGUUGACUACCAAGUAUCUCUUCCAGGUCAUGGCGCAACUGUCAGAGAAUUUUAUCUUCAUCUACCUGGGGCUCGAUCUGCUUGUUCAAAGAGAUGUGCAGUUUAAACCCCUCUUCAUUCUGGUUGCCGUCGUCGGUAUCUGUCUCGCCCGAUAUCUGGCGGUGUUUCCCCUGUCGAAAGCCAUCAACUGGUUUAUACGGUAUAGGGCACGUCGACGGGGAGUGGAAGUGGCUGAUGAGUUGCCGUUCGCUUACCAAGCAAUGCUCUUCUGGGCCGGACUUCGUGGUGCUGUCGGUGUAGCACUCGCAGCGGGCCUGAAGGGUGCGAAUGGACCGGCCUUACGUGCCACUGUCCUUGUCGUCGUGGUCAUCACUGUCAUCAUCUUUGGAGGCACCACGGCGCGCAUGCUAGAGAUCCUUGGCAUUCGGACAGGCGUUGUUGAAGAACUCGAGUCUGAUGAUGAGUUUGAUAUCGAAGUCUCUAAUGGAGGCACUUACUAUAAGCGUUCCGAUACCGGAUUGGGAUACACACCCCGUCGUGCAGACAAUAUUCCGCUCGACGGAGUGUCGCGGAGGGAUCUCGACCGGAACAACAGUUAUUCGAGUGGCAACAGCCGCCGCCCUAGUCCUCCCUCAUCAUCGCGCCCGAGUAGAGGACAUUCUCGAAUGUACUCAGAUGCAUUCGGCCCAAAAGACACUCAAACACCGCGCGACCGUUCAACAACCGCUACUCUGCUCGGCAACCGCCCUGGAAGUCGCAGCGACAGCGAGGACGGUAGUGAGAAUGAGUAUGGCUUGAAGUCCUCUGGAAAGCGCCGAGCAUUGGAUCACGAUCACCCCGACGCCUUUGAACUCGACAUUGACGAUAUACAUUCCGAUGACGACCUGCCUCCGGCUGCCCCAACGCGAAUGCGCCGAUCACCGUCUCAACCUCCGCAGCAGUCAUCGUCAUCCCAAGCUCCACAAGACAGUGUGUCUCCGUCGCGGCGCGAAGCGGGGAGGAGUGCACGAGAGGCGAUCCGAGAUUUAUUCUCUGGCGGACCCUCCGGGGAUCACGUCGCUUGGUUCCGCCAGCUGGACGAAGAUUAUAUCAAGCCCCGUCUCCUCCUGGACCAGUCGAACCACAAGGGCCCUGGCGCUGUCUAGAUAUAGGCCUUAUGUAUACUUAUGAAUUUCUCCUUGUUUCUGCUUGUCACCGACAUUGCUUUACUUCUUCGAGCUAAUGGUAGUUAUAUCUGUAUUCUCGAUGGUUUUACCUGCGCAUUCAGACCGGUUCUAGUCUGAAAGCCGUAGGUGAUAGGUACUGUAACUGUACGAAUAGAGUAGAAAGACUGAAGAUAACGCUGCUUUCAGAGUGGGGAAGAAUAUAUGGCGAUAAGCAGGCUUCUUGUUCAAGCAAUCU
Molecule: messenger RNA, 2368 nt
Organism: Aspergillus nidulans FGSC A4
Lineage: Eukaryota; Fungi; Ascomycota; Eurotiomycetes; Eurotiales; Aspergillaceae
Product: bifunctional K:H/Na:H antiporter NHX1
Exons: 5
Coding region: 1-2112 (703 amino acids)
Biological process (GO): vacuolar acidification; transmembrane transport; proton transmembrane transport
Cellular component (GO): trans-Golgi network; late endosome; fungal-type vacuole membrane
Molecular function (GO): sodium:proton antiporter activity; potassium:proton antiporter activity; antiporter activity
Source: RefSeq, a predicted model, not a curated record